This is a messenger RNA of Aureococcus anophagefferens, 1125 nucleotides long. RefSeq lists its product as hypothetical. The transcript has 4 exons. Bases 1 to 1125 code for a protein of 374 amino acids. The record is from RefSeq and is a predicted model, not a curated record. Gene Ontology annotation, molecular function: protein kinase activity. Lineage: Eukaryota; Pelagophyceae; Pelagomonadales; Pelagomonadaceae. Gene Ontology annotation, biological process: protein phosphorylation.
AUGGUCGUCUUUGCAGCCCCACAGCUCCGCGAAUAUGAGGCGCUGUGCAACGAUCCCAGCAGCUUCGACGGCCGCGCGCGCACGGACGAAGCAGUGGUGAAAACAAGACAUCCAGGCGAUCGCGUGGCGACUCGGGCGGGCGGUUCUAGGAGUGGGAUUGGACGCGCUCGGCUCCAGCACCCCUUUAGAGCAAUUUUCGAGGCUGCGCAGCGUCAUGGAUCGAUUGUCGUCACCUCCGCAUCGUUUCGUCGCAGGUCAAAAAGGGUAAUCACACUACUCUCUCACCGCGACGUCAAGCCGGAGAACGUGCUCCUCGUGGCCCGGGGCGGCGGCUUCUGGGACGUCCGCGUGAAGCUCUGCGAGCUGGGCCUGUCGACGCGCGUGCGCGCGGCCCAGGAGGCCCCGGCGCCGUCGCCGGCAUGCGUGACGGCGACACUCGGCGCGAGCGAAGCACAGGAGCCGAAAAGGCCCAGUGAAGCUAAGAAUCUCAUUUCGCUAAAGGCAAAUAAUGGGGAUGACGAGGAGGCAACGAUUGAUGUGGAUGAGGAAACGGCUGUCUCGAUUUUCGUGCUCCAGAUAAACGAAUUGGCACAAGGUUUAGACCAAGCAACGAGGGACGAGAUUUUCUCGAAAGGACGGGCAAUAACCGACAAGGUCGUGGAAAUACUGGCAAACAAUGCUAUAAGACAGGAUGCGUUAAACAGGGAGAACGAGGAGAGGACGCAUAGACAUUGUGAAUGGUAUAUCCCAAAGUCUAAAAGAACUCUAAAAGACAAAAUUGACAUUCGCAGAGAUAAUGUCGCUAAUGGAUUUUCGCCCGAUGACUCAGACGAAUCUGACUGGGACAUUGAUGAUGAUAAAAAUGUUGUGUCACCAGAUUGGGAUGACGGAGCAUAUGAGGAGGGAAAAAAGGAUGACUCGCUAACUUGGCAAUAUUACGCAUCACUUUGUUUCUGCGUCGGCAACAAAGGGGUGAGGGUCAGGACACGCAGGGAACUGACAACACUCAAGACAGCGACUUUGUGCCAGACUCGCAAGAACCAGCGGACAGUGACUGAAAAUGUGUUUUUUGUGUAUUUGUGUAUUUGUGUAUUUGACCCUGUGAGUGACACCGUCCAAAUUUGA